UUUCACACUAACCUUCACACAAAGGGUGUGAAGGUUAGUGUGAAUAGUCGUGUGUCUCUUCAAACCAAAUUUCACACUGGUAUUGUGAAUGUUAAUGUGCACAUUUCUGUCUCUUUACACCAACAUUUACACUAACAUUCAGACUGUUGAUGUGAAUGUUAGUGUGAAUGGUGCUUUGUCUCUGCAUGUCUUCCAAGGUGUUAGCCUGAUGUCACCUGGAGUCAGCUGAUUGUACUGCCCCCUUGUGUUAACCCUGACCACUGAUGUUAACCCUGCAACCAGAGCCUGCAGGUGAGGAAGUGCUGUGCAUUUAUUAUCUGCUCUUUGUCCGUGCCAGCUCUAACCAACAGUAAAUAAUAAAAACGACUAAUUUAUUAUAUUUUUAUAUACAGGAAAAACGGCGCUCUCCAAAAUCUAUUUUGUAUAAUUCUGUUUUCUUUCUGUAAAUGCUCCUUCCAGGUUCAUUUAUAAAUCAAACACAUUAGACGUGUUUUCCUUGCCCUCUGAGUUCCCUUCUCUGAUGAUGUGUUCUAUUAUAGAAUUGUAUUGAUUGUGAGUGGAUGACGAUGUUACGCACACUGAUGAGGCCCGGCUCGUCCAAUCAGCAGCCACGCUGACUCCGUCAUCCGAUGCUCUGUCGUCCUCUGCUCACUGUGCCUUGUUUUCAUCAUUUCCCAGCUCAGCCGAUCUCUGAGCGCAUCUGUGGACCGUCAACACGGGGCUUUCACGGUGACCACACCGUCGUCCUAACGAUGUCCGGGCCGAGUGAUGCUGCAGCCCGGUGCGCAUGUGGACAGCGGCGCCCGGCGUCGCGCAGGUUGUGCGGCUUUUACGCAUCUUUUCCUGCGUCUUUCUGCUGAAAUCUAACGGCGUCACAUGCAGCUGAGCAGCACUUUGAUGCUCCUCAGUACCAGUCCUGAGGCUGACAGGAUUCGAACCUUCACCGCGGACUACAAUGCCUUGACCGUUUUUGUGACAUCUUUGAAUCGAAUUUCCAACGUUGCAGCUGCAUUUUAACAUCCCUUUAAAGGUGAGAAGCACAAACUCUGGUGUUGACCCCAAUGCAGGGGAGCACAGCACAGCAGUGCCCCCUGUAACCAGCUGCAGGUUUACUCCCAUGUCCUGUUUUUGAUGAUGUAGGUGUGAGCUCAACCUCAGUACACACUCACCCUGCUCACUGACAGGGGGCAGAGUUAACCUCGGUCAACAGUAGGUGAUGACCCGGCCACGUGUCCACCGAAAUAUUUCAACCAUUUUUAAAUAAAGGUAGUAGUGCAUUGAAUGACGUUUGAAGUACUGUAGUAACACUGAAUAUUUAUGAGGACGUAGAGAAAGAAAGCAGUUCACUUUUUUUUGGUGUUGCCUCUGUUUAAAUACUGUUAAAGUACAGGCAGGUACUGCCUAGAUUUAAGGCCACAUUAUGUUGUUUUGCUGUUAGCAAGCAAGUCGAUAAUUUACUCUGACCAUUCAAAAAUGGUUAGCCAUAAUUUUUGAAAAUAUUUACAGCUCUCUUCUUUCUGUUAUAUAUACUGGUCUGAUGUUGUAGUCAUGAUUUAGCUUUAACAUAGUUGUGAUGCAAAUAUCAUUUCCAGGCUGGUUUUCUUGGUCUGUCCUGUCUCUGAUUCCCUUUUCUCCCACAGACUGGACCAUGGCUGACGACGAGAGCAGACUGUCUCGGCAGAUCCAGAGCGUGGAGAGGAGCACGGUGUUCCUCCGACAGGAGCACCUCACUUUAUUGCACGGUCUCCACCUGGAGAUCCUCUCCCUGCAGAAACGAUGCUCAGAAUUGACAAGUGAGCUGGAGUUGAAGCCUCCGGGUCGAAGCCAAAUUGAUCUACAGGAGCAGGAGGAGCUCCUGGAGGAACACUGUCAGGAUUUGGAGGAUUGCCUUUCGGAGAAGGAGUGUACCUUAGGAGAGCUGCGAAAGGAGCUGACUCACAAAGGGGCCCUGGUGGGGGCCCUCCGAGCCAAUCUCAAACAGAAGGAGCGCCAUUUUCUGGAGGAGCUCAAACGCCGCAGCCACUGUUCCACCGUCCUGAACACGGAGCUGCAGAAACAAACUGAAGCAGCUGCGUACCUGUCCUUCCAGCUGCACGCCGCCAGGCAGAAACUGCACCAUCAGCGGAUGCUGCAGAGGCAGGGUCUUCUGGCCAGGGCCGGCAAUCAGGGGGCCCGGCCGGGGGCCGACCAGAACCUCGCUCCUCCUCAGAUGCCAUCAGGAGCCUCCCCUUCAUCGCCUGUGGUCAAACCCAAACGUAAGAGCACGAGAGAGAGAGCAUCGCUGAGGGUGGAACGUGCUCGUGAAUGUGUGCCAAUAGAGAGGGUGCUGGGCCCCGCGGAGCCCACGGCCAUGCCCGACCCCGCGCUCUUCCUCCACCCUCGCAGGCACAGACCUCGCUCCAGGAGCGCUGCAGCACAAAGACUACCUCCUGUGGGCCUGGAGAAGGAGGGGGAGGAGGAGGAAGGUGGCGGGGAGGCUCCAGUGGAACCACAGGACGAGGCUGCCAGACUCAUGUCUUCAGCUGCAGCGCCCCCUGCGGCUGAAACCAAGGCGGAUUAGUAUCUACUGUGACUUGAUGUGGAAGUGGGUGAUUCCUCAUGGCGGACUGUUAAAACACGUUCUUCUGCACCUUUGACUGGACUGAUGAAGAGACUCCUUUUAGCUUUUGAAUUAUAUCACACUUAAGCGUAGAAAACCUUUUGUAAAGUGGACUUUGAUAUGAAACUCAGUGUCACUUUAAAUCAGUUUGAAUCUGUUUACACUGAUGCCACUUUCUCUGUGGACUGAGGGGCCUUUGUGCAGAGAAGAAACCCUUGUAGAGUAGCAGCCAUUGUCGAGUCAACCACGAGCCCAGCAGACAACUGUGACCCUUCAAGGUCGUCCAUAAAUCACUCUGUCAGGCCAAAUGUGUGCGACGCCAGCUGAGAAUAUCUGAAGUGAUUGUCGUCUCCUGUGUGAGUCCACUGUGUUAAGUGUGUGUGUGUGUGUGUGUGUUCCAAGUCCCCUAGAAUCUUAGUUAAAACAAUUUCAAACACCUGUCAUUUAGAUCAUUUUUUUAGCAACAGUUUUUGAAUGAACCCAAGUCCUAAUAAUACGGUUCACAUACACGUGUGAAACUGAUCUGAAAUACUAGAAGUGACGCUGAUUUUUCUUCUCCUCAAAUGUUUUUAUCUUUCACCUUUUUUGAAGAAAGCAUUCAGGAAUUUUAGGUUAGUAUUUGUAAACACAAGACUCUGGUUCUGACCACUGGUUUUAGAGUGAAGCCCAAAGUGAUGCUGCCCUGUGUGGGUGAGUUGAGCCACUGAUCUGCUGGAGCUCUACGCCUUUUAUGAUGACACUUCAAUAAUUACCUGUUUUAAAUAUAUAAAUUACAAAUUUAAAAAAACAAAAACUACAGUUGCAGCCCGGGUCGGGUGAUGUGUUGAUACUGUGCUUCCUCUCAUGUCCUUUCUUAUUCUUUCUCUUAAAAGUUUAUGUCAUUCCUGUGGUAGGAAAAGGGAGGGAAUUAACAGCAGAGGGCGCCAAAAACUGCAGAUCUGUCACCAUAAAUAGUAAAUAAGUUAUUUACGGGUCAUUUUGAUAUUUACACACACAUAUAUCAACAGGUAUAAACAUGUACACAUAACAAAGUAAACAUUAUACCCAUUUAUAAUCCACAGUGUGAAAACAGUAAACAGAUACAAUGAUUUGAAAACCAAAGUGAACAUCGAACGAGUUCUUAUUUAAAUUAUACUACAGUGAUAUUCAUUCAUCAACAGGAAAAUAUAUGUUUUUUUUCCCCUUUUUGUUGUUGUCCACACGAGUCUCUGUUUACUUGUGUAGAACUUCUGUCUACUAUGACGACUGCUAUUUACUUUGAAUUAAUAUUGUAGAUGUCAUGUAUGGGAGUUUAUAAAGGUGUUCAGGUUUUAUUCAAAUGUGCACAUCUAGUUUAGUCUAAUCAUAAAAAUGUUAUAUUUUAUAUUAGUAUAAAAGUUGACCACCAGGUCCCAACAAACCAAACCACACACAUUAUUAUUGUUUAAAAGUAUUUUUCUUUUAAUUUGACAUGACUUUCUCAUGUUAAUUUACUACCUAAUAUAUACAGAGUAGCCCACGGAAAAUUGCUAUAAUGUUUUAUUGUUUGUUAUGUUUUUUUUUACUACUCUACCUUUAAUAUUUACUUCCCACUCAGAAAGUGCACACAACCCUUCAUAACAAACCGGUCACAUGACGACUGAAGGCUACUACUCUCUGUGGUCACGUUUAUGUUUCAUACUAUUGUGGGUGUGACUGUUUUGUCUGUUAUGACUGUAAACACAUCAUGUUCAGUUUAGAUCAGUUAGCCUCCCUGGACCCCGGGCUUUACUCAGGUGGUGUUUGUGGACUAAACACACACACACACACACACACACAUACACGGGUUUUGUGUGUUUUCUAUGUAGACCUAGAACUUUACGUUGACAUAAUACAUAAUAAUAAUACAUUACUUAAUACCUUAACUUAGUAACUUUUACAAAUAUAUGGCCAUUCCUAACCCUUGCCCUAACUCUAAUAUGAUACAAUUCUAACCCUAACUCCAGACUAAUGUACUCUGUUACUCAGUAACUCCUUUGUGAGUACAGUGUCUGUAAAACUAUAGUUAUUUCCCAAAAUCCCCCACAGGUGUAGCUGUACCAGAACUACACACACACACUACUACUAAUACUUUAGUUCAUGUCUGUCUGUACCUCAAUCUACAGUAAACCGUUUUCACAGACAGACUGGUAAAGACAGGAGUGUUGUCUUCUUCUUGGGUUCGAGAAUCUCGCGUAUAUAAUGACCUCCAGUGUUACAAAAUGGAAAUAGCAAUUUAAAAAAAAUGGUCAAAUGUCAAUCGAGUCGACAGAGGCUGUGGCUUUGAUGAUCAUCAGCCUGUCGUUUUAUAAAGACUCCUCCCUCCCCGUUAUAAUUACUGCCUUAUUAAAAUGAUAAGUAAGAGUUCAGGUCACAGAAGGUUUUUGGCAGAGUUUUGUCAUCUUUAAGUUCAUCAUCACCUACUGUACUGACCGUUGCGUGCAGCACUUCUGACUUUUUAAAACUGCUGGAGAGAAGAUGUUUUUUUUCCACCUAUAGAGCCAGCGGUGGGAAUUUUAGGAAGGUUUUAUUAGUAAAUGUUACACAAAGCAAUAUUUCAAUAUUACAAUAUUUAUAUAUUACAAGUAACUCAUAUCAACUGGAUUAAGUACAACUUGACGUAUUUGUGUAGACAAUUGUGUAACUUUGUACCUUGGGUUUAUUGAGCUGCACAUUUUUAUGAAUUGUCCGACAGAUCGUUUGAAUUUCAAUUGUUUUUUGGGAGUUUUUUUGACUGUUUCUGAAUCUCAAUGUAACGGUUUAUUUUAUUUGUAGAAUGAGCCAUGUCCUACAAAAAUGCAAAUGUGAAACUAAUCAAUCCAAUAGAUAGUAAGCCAUUGGUAGUGGAUGAGUUCAAUCAUCUUUCCUCACACGUCGUGACAGAGUGUGAUGGUAUCUUUGUGUUUCUCCCAGUCAGUCCUUUGCACCAACUUCUAGGUAUGAGAUCAUUCCUGUGAUUUGGUAGGAUUUAUGGUUGAUUCAUGUGUGAUAUAUGGGUUCUGAGAACACUAGCUACUGUAUGCAGUGAAGUUGCAGUUGUUUAAAACGCAGAGGCUGGAGAUUUGUGUGAUCACAAAAAUGUGAAAACGCUGGUGAGUCAAAGGAACCGGUAUGAAAAAAACAUGCAGAAAGGUGAACGCGUUGCCUUAAUGAUCAAGUCUUUGCAUUUCUAUUUCAACCUAGGAGAGCAUAUCUGUAUCAUAUGGGGGGUUUUGUUCUUUGCAUUUCAGAUCCUGACUCUUUACUCAAACACGAUUAUGUAGCUCACAGAAUCUAUAAUCUGUCUUCAAUGGUAUGUAUAAUAAUCCAUCACUUCUGCAAACAACAAGUGUUUCUUCUUUUGUCCUCUUCUACCCCCAGCUGCUGAUAUGUCAUGAAUUAAUUAAGCAUCUUGCUGAAUCAUUUGAAUGCAUCUUGUUUGUCAUGUUACCUGGGCACUAGCAAUAAUGCUGUGUAGGAGCCAGCUCUGAGGUAGUGAGGUGUGAGUCUGGCUGUUUGUCAGUUUGGUUCUUUAAAGAGCAUAAGCUACUGACUGAGUACCGCAUAUACUGUGUUUGCUUCCUUUAAUGGUCUAUUACACAUAACUGGAAUAAAACUGAAGGAUUGUCUA
Cynoglossus semilaevis (tongue sole) is the source of this 6206-nucleotide messenger RNA. RefSeq names its product coiled-coil domain containing 92Ba (gene ccdc92ba). The transcript has 3 exons. The record is from RefSeq and is a predicted model, not a curated record. NCBI's taxonomy places the organism in Eukaryota, Metazoa, Chordata, Actinopteri, Pleuronectiformes, Cynoglossidae. Bases 1574 to 2560 code for a protein of 328 amino acids.